Messenger RNA from Rhagoletis zephyria (snowberry fruit fly), 2199 nucleotides. RefSeq names its product BLOC-1 related complex subunit 5 (gene BORCS5). Gene Ontology annotation, cellular component: cytoplasmic side of lysosomal membrane; synaptic vesicle membrane; BORC complex. Lineage: Eukaryota; Metazoa; Arthropoda; Insecta; Diptera; Tephritidae. The record is from RefSeq and is a predicted model, not a curated record. Gene Ontology annotation, biological process: lysosome localization; organelle transport along microtubule; positive regulation of anterograde synaptic vesicle transport.
CAAUUCGAUAUUUGCUCGAACACACCGUUGUCAUCUAUUGUGAAUCGUCCGACAAUAAACAGCUGUUAUAAAAAACAACAAAUAUUCUGCAGUUUUGGUGUUGUUUUCGUGGGAUAUUUUGUUUUGGUCAUUAUAAAAAUUUUUGGAUAAGUGUGUAUUGAGUUUUACAUCGUUAAACUUGAAACUUAGUUAUCACUGAAUGAAACACUAACCGAAAAAUCAAUAGAGCCCAAACCUUUGUACCUGGCAUCAGGAAUUACAUAGGCGGCCAUAAAAAAAUUUCAUGACAUGGGCGCCGAGCAUUCUCAGCAGCGCGCAGAGGCGGAUGGCCGCGAAAUUUUUGAAGGCGAUUUGAAAAUUUCUCUUGGCAAUCAUCGGCAAUCACACAGUACCACACCCACAGGGAGCGCGAAAAGACGUGCAGGUCGACAAAGUUCCAACAGUGGCAGCACCAACCGAGGUAGCAAACAUAUCGUUGAGACAGUAGCAGUAACUGCAUCGCCAACUACCUCUUUAGAGCUAAGUCGGCCACCCUCACCACCGCUGAGUGUUUGCUCUGAUUUGCCUUAUGUUUCCUAUACGGAUCGCCCUAUUGGUGACUCACCGAAAAUACGCAACAAGCCACAUAGUAGACAUCAACAACAGAGUAAUAUAAAUCGUAAUACCGGGAUACGCAAGUCCUUCGGUGCUACUCCGAAGCGUCCGCAAUCCACUUCAGGCACAAUAGUGAUUGUUAAGCCCGGUGCGCGGGACGCAGACUAUGACGCUGAUGCCGAUUUAACGCGUUUGCGAAAUAUUCCACAGUUUCUGCCAGUUCUGCGCGAUUCUAUUACAACGGCGGCGUUUACACGAGAUCAAGAAGUUUUAGAGCGUUUAAAUUCACAGCAUUUAGUGAAUAUUUGCUGUCGAAUGCAGACACAUUUAAAUAUUUGCGCUACACAAGUAGCGCAGGAGCAAAAUCAUCUUGUCGAACGUACAAAGGUGGUUAGUAAUUCUAUAACGACUCUUUUUGCUUCCUUUGUCGAUAUGCAGAAAACUUAUGCCGCUUACGCCGAGCAAUUUUCCAGAGUGCGUACUAUUUCGCAACAGCUAAGUCGAUGUAAUUCUUUGCUCCAUGACAAUAUUGCUAGUCUGGAAGCUAUAAAUAAUUUUCUCGAUAUUGAAGAUCGCCUGGAGCCUUUCAUUUGGCGAACAGAUGAUAUUAAACAGCGCGGAGAAGCCGAGGGGGCACCUGGUGGCGGAAGUGGGCGAUUGACGCGUAUGUAGUAUGUUUCAGUAGCAAAAUUAUCAAACAUUAGAAUAAGUAUAUGAGCAUGAAAAGCUGUUAGCUGCGAGGGCUCCAUCCUUUAAAUUAAAUUGUGGUCGAAAAUGUGAUUCAUCGUCAAAUUUGUUUUUCGAAACGUAAAUCUCACGUUUUACUCGCCUAACUUUUAAUAAUUUCGAUCUGUAGUUGUUGUAAAUCGUAAUGGCCAUUAUUGAUAUAGUCCGUAUAUGUAUGUGUAUCUUUAAGAUUUAAUGUUAAUAAAAAUGCAAAUAAACACAAGGCUAGAGAAUACAUUUAAUUUAGUUAUAGUUCCUCGCCUAAUUUAAACAAUUUAAACUAAGAUAAAAUAACAAUUAAAGGGGUUAGAAUCAAAAGGAUCUAAGUAGAUCUGAAAUUUGUUUGAGAUAAUUAAGGUUAAAGUUGAUUACUUAUUGUAAAUUCUGGCUAAACGCAUUUGAAAUGAUUAUUGCCUAAAUGAAUGCCAGUUAAUUAACUAAUUCAAAGAAUGUUUACUCUUUGUCACCAAAUAAACUAUAUUUAACAAUACAAAUAUGGGUAUAACUUAUAUUUUCAAAAAAUGUCACUUAGACCCUUAUGGUUCUAACCCCUUCAAUUGUUAACAGAUUCACUACUAAUGCCAAUACAUAUGACAUUAAAUCUUUCUGGGUGUAGCGAAAUAAAAAAAGUGUUAUACUAAAUCGGCUAUGCGUCUUAAAUUUCUCUGCUAUAUUAGAUAGUAGUUGUUUUAGUUUAAAAACAACUUCGAAAUACUUGAGAAAUAUAUCGUAGUUAAAAGUGCAAAACCGCGUAUCAGCGAAAUGCAAAACCACGCAUGUGAACUUGUAGGAUUUAUUUUCUAGAGCUUAAAAAACUCAUAUUUCAAAAUGGUUCUCUAUUUUAUAAAGCAAUCGCAUUUUUGGCUAGUAUAUUUCAGG